Lodderomyces orthopsilosis Co 90-125 is the source of this 3285-nucleotide messenger RNA. RefSeq names its product Fgr27p (gene FGR27). Lineage: Eukaryota; Fungi; Ascomycota; Pichiomycetes; Serinales; Debaryomycetaceae. Gene Ontology annotation, molecular function: zinc ion binding; RNA polymerase II cis-regulatory region sequence-specific DNA binding; DNA-binding transcription factor activity, RNA polymerase II-specific. Bases 1 to 3285 code for a protein of 1094 amino acids. Gene Ontology annotation, cellular component: nucleus. The transcript has a single exon. Gene Ontology annotation, biological process: positive regulation of transcription from RNA polymerase II promoter by galactose; DNA-templated transcription. The record is from RefSeq and is a predicted model, not a curated record.
AUGACUUCUAUUGCUGGCCGCGCUCACCUACAGGCGUCUUCAACGUCAGCAUCUCCUCCACCACAUCAGCCACAGAAGCGUAUUAGAAGACUACCACCAGAAAAGAGGCAAAAAGUCUCUACUGCUUGUGAUUCAUGUAAAAGGCGGAAAUUCAAAUGUACAGGAUCAAAUCCAUGUGAUUUAUGUGUUAGAAAAGGAUAUGAGUGUACAUACACAGUAAUUGACAAAAGAUCCCUAAAGAGUGAACGAUUAUUCAGAUUAAGGGAAGAAAAAAGACUACGGGAAGAGGCACGGGGGUUAUUGGGACCCCAGUUUGGAUCGGAUAUCAACAAAGGAACUAAUUUUUUACAACCUGGAGCUUCAAUACAGCAAGCAGAAUUUGUACCACCACCACAACAACAGCAACAGCAACAGCAACAACUAUAUCACCCACAUCAAGUACUACAGAACCCCCCUCCUCCUCCGCAUAUUCCAGCCCCUAGGGUAUACCAGCAACAACCAUAUCCCAAACAACAAAUCACACCACCUGAUGCACCUCCCUAUCAGCUGCCACAGUCACAGACACAGGCAUAUCAACAACCAUCGCAACAAUCAUUCCAACAGCAACCACCUUCACAAUUUCACCAAAUUCCUCAGGGUUAUCAGGCUGCUCCGCCCCCUCCACCACAGCUGCAAUACCCAUCCUACCAACCAUAUCAAAGAUUAUCUAUUCCGGUUUCACCUCGAUAUUCGCUGAAACUAUAUCCCCGUCAGGGGCAGCAAUCAAAUGCUGCAGAUUCAAGACCAGUAUCCUUAAGUGGUCCUCCAUCAUACAAUCAAGGCCCUUUUUAUGGAUCCCCGUCUGGACAUAGUCCAAUGGGACCCCCAGAAGCACUGCUUCCACCACCAUAUUCACAAGCAGCACCUCAAAGAGCUCCGCAGUCUCCCUUUCCUGCGCCACAAUGCCAACCUCAAAUUCCGCAACAUUUUCAACCACAACCCCAUAUUAAUCUGUCACAUGAUCAAUAUGGUACACAGCAACUGUCACAGUACCAACAUGGGCACCCCCUUCCUCCGCCACAAAGUAAGCCAUACAAGUCAGAAGCCGCAGAACCUCAUUUACAAGAAGAGCAGAAACCGAAUGUUCUACAGUCACAACAAUCCUUUUCGUUUACAAAGAAGGGACCUGAGCCAUCGCUGCAAUCAGCAAGUAUCCCUACUCCAGAUUCUCCAAUAUCCAAUACAUCUGAAAAGACCAGAGCUGGUUCCCUACCCAAGUUUCUUCAACCAUUGCUUUCUUUCCCACUGAUGAUGAGCGAAAAGGAGCUUAACAAUGGAUUCUCAGAGUCUGAAAAUGGAGUAGAUAUUUCUUCUUUGAAAACUGGGCCUAGUAGGAGAGGCACCAAGAAAGAGAAGAGUUCUACGGCAAGCAAAUUGCAAAAACAAGUUGACUCAAAUGCCAUUAUUGAUGAAGAAAUUGCCAAUGAAAUGGCCGGUGAUGUCGACUCGCUGGACCCUAAAGAUGGUGUGUCCAACCAAGCGGGUAAAAGUUGCAUUUUACUAAAUGACAAGUCUGGUACGUUUAGAUAUAUGGGUGAGACUAGCCCCCUUUCCGUUUUGUAUGAAACGAGGAAUAUAUUUUAUCAAUAUGUGAAAAAGACUAAAUUGACAGAGGAUUUACGCGGAUGCCCCGUGGUUGAUAAACCUCUUAAAGUGACGGCUGAAGUUGUGGUACUGUUACCCCUACCCGAAGAAAGAAAUAUCUAUAUUGAACAAUUUAAACGAAACAUCAAUGAUACAUUUUUCAUUUAUGAUUUGGAUAAAUUUUACACCGAAAUUGUUGAUCCAGUGUAUGUGGAUCCUGUCAGUGCUGAAAAUGAAACUAAAUUAGUUCAGUUGUAUUUUGUUUUGGCUAUUGGUGCGACUUAUCUUUCAUUUAGUAAUAAAGAACCCCAUGCAACAUUGGGUGCGAAAUAUUUCGAGUCAGGUUUACUUAUACAGAACUCACUUUCUGAAGAUUCAGAAAUGUGGUGUGUUAUUGCUCAUUAUUUACAAUUCCAUUACUACCAAUCGAUACUAAAGAAAUCAACUGCUUGGAUUCACUUAAAUUUAGCCAUAAAGUUUGCUCAAUCACUUGGGUUACAUCGUAAUUUUGUGAAUGAACAAUUUUCCAAAUUUACUGAUGAAUGUGAAUACAGGAAACGUAUUUUUCGAAGUCUUUAUUCCAGCGACCGAAUUUCAUCAGUUUUCAUUGGUAGACCAUUAGCAAUCAAUGAUUAUGAUUGGGAUGAUCCAACAAGGUAUGAACUGUCCAAAACGUUAAUAUCAUCGAGCCUCAAUUUCAAUGCCAAGUGCCAAAUUGAAUUGGCAAGAAUUAGUCAUUUGAUUGGUAAGAUUGUUGCCAAUUUCUAUCAAAAUAGAAUAAUUGAUAUCAACAGGACUAAGAACUUGGCAGUGCAAUUGAAAUUAUGGUCGAAAAAUCUAGAUCCAUCAUUAUCAGUGGAAAAUUUAUUCAAGCCUAACGGAAUUCCCCAUAAUGAAGAUGGAGGUAAUACUCAAAUUGUAUUGAUGAUGCAUUUAUUACAAUUAUUUGCCAUUAUGUUACUUUGUCGACCUUUUUUCAUGUAUGACGCAGUGUCUCAUGUUAAUACCGCAUUCCCCAAAACCACCACAUUAAAGGACAAGUUCUCAUCAAGACAAUUUAUUCAAGCAGCUACAAAAGCAUCGAUAUUAGCGGUGAAAUUGAUGAAUCAUUUUAUCAACACUUCAUUUAGAGAGGUGAAGCGAAUGGAAUGUUAUAUCAUCAUAACUUGUUGUUUCUAUAGUUCAAUCUUCAUUGGAAUCAGUAUCUUGAAUGGUAAUUACCAAUUUGAUGUUGACGAAGCUGAUGAAGAAGAACAAGGAAGUUACACUGAAACAGAAAUGAUGAAUUUGUUACGCAGUGCGGUUUACAUUUUGAACCACUAUUCAACUUGUAAUAAGGGUGCAGAAAGGUAUGCAGAAAUUGGCACUGAUUUAAUUGAUGCAUUGGCCAAUAGACAUAAAACUAAACAAUCAUCGUCGUCUUCAACAGUAAGAACAGCAAAUACUCACAGUGAUGACGGCAACGAAUCCUUACUUGAUGCAGAUGAAGUUUUCAAUUAUUUCAAUUUCACUGAUGUUGCCAAUGCUCAAGAUUUACAAAACUUGAUUGAUUUUCAACAGUUUUUCGUGUCACUGGAUAUUACCAAUGCAUCAGUUUCAGAUUCGAGUAAUAUGCCUUAUGAUUAUGGAAACUAUGAUUUAUUCUUUGGUGAUAAAUACUAA